CAGAGGAAACAGUCCUGGCGCUACGUCUAAGUUAGCCGCUUGUUGAAGCUGGAAAACGGUUGCAUUCGCGUAUAACAGAGAAAUAUUUGAGCUGUCAAAGUAACGAUGUGUUCCGUUGAGUAUUUGCGAGAGUUUGUUAGCGAGAGACUAACGGCUGCUGCUGAAGAGAUAUUCGGCGUCUUUGUUAAAACGAUGGUCCAGAAUGAGGCCGAGAUCAGUCAGCGCAGACUGCAGGAUAUCACUGUGAAGUUCCCCAAAAUAAAGUUACACAGAAUCGACCUCCCACAACAACUUGUCAUUAAUAAUAAAGAUGAGGCUCUUAUAGAGCAGCAGCAGCACUGUAACCAGGAAAGGAACUCCAGAUUGGUCCAGGAGGAAGCAGAACCUCUCCUGAUAAAAGAGGAGCAAGAGGAAGACUGUUCCAUGGACACCAGAGACCAGCAAGGAACUAAACAUGUAGAAAUGGGAUCAACCACCAAUGAGGAGCUGAAGCCAAAGAAGAAAUGUCACAGAACCAAAAAUUACAAUGUGGACAUCUCUCCCAUGUCAGGGAGUCACUGUAACAUGGACACAGACCAGCUCCAGCAAUAUGUCUGCAAGGAGGAGGUUCUCGAGGACUUGUACCUCUUUAACCUGGAGAACUCUGGUCUGGAUCAACAGGACGUUGGAUCGGCUAAGAUUAAGGAAGAAUGGACGGAACUUUGCACAAGUCAGGAGAGACAGGAGCUUGUAAUUGACCAGGAAACCAGUCCAUUAACAGUAAUUUAUGAGGGAAAAAACUACUGCCAGCCGAAACCAAGCAGUCACCUGCUCCUCUCUCACAACUCUCUACAUCAAAAAAGAACGUCCACAGAUGAGAAACCAUAUUCUUGCAACACUUGUGGGAAAAGAUUUAAAUAUGCAUCAAAGCUAAAAAUACACACGAGCAUUCACACAGGUGAGAAGCCAUUCUCGUGUGACGCAUGUGGGAAAACAUUCAGGAGAAAGGAUAACUUGUUGGUCCAUAUAAGAACUCACACCGGUGAGAAGCCGUAUUCCUGCAGCAUUUGUGGGAAAGCGUUUAGAGACAGCUCAAAUCUGAUAUAUCACAUUAGAUUUCACACAGGUGAAAAGCGAUACUCGUGUGAAACAUGUGGGAAAAGAUUUUAUCAUAAAGGCAAUUUAACGGUGCACAUGGUGACGCACACAGGUAUAAAACCUUACCACUGCAAGAUUUGUGGAAAAAGAUUUGCUUGCUUAGCAAACUUGAAAAUUCAUGCAAGGACUCAUACGGGUGAGAAGCCAUAUUCUUGUGCGACAUGUGGCAAAACUUUUAGUCAGAGUACAAAUCUGAAAUUCCACACAAGAAUCCACACAGGCGAGAAGCCGUAUUCCUGUAAAACAUGUGGGAAAAGUUUCAUUCAAAUGAGGGAUUUGACCGUGCACAUAAGGACUCACACGGGUGAGAAGCCCUACUCCUGUGUAACCUGUGGUAAGAGCUUCAGUCAGAACAGUCAUUUGAAUGUCCACAUGAGAACUCACACAGGUGAGAGGCCAUAUUCUUGCAAAACUUGUGGUAAGACUUUCAGUCAAAAUAGUCAUUUGACUGUCCACAUGGGGUCUCACACAAGUGAGAGUUUUUGCAAAACAUUUGCAAAAACUUUUAGUCAAAAUGAGAACUCACACAGCUGAGAGGCAGCGCCUUUGCAAAUCUAGCAAAGGUUUCAGUUUCAUGUCAGCAGUUGGCAAAGAAUCACAUUAAACUGGAUCUCUACGCCGUUAGCUUCUUUACUUGAAUCUGUGGAACAUGCCAAUGACAGCAGAGUUUGACAGGCAUAAAAGAGUAUUUUGCACCAACAAGGAGCUAUUAGCUAAAAAAGUAGCAUAGUGUGCAGUGUGUCCUUAAAUAACCUGAAACUACACAAGAAAGUGUGGCAGUAAUAGGGUGACUGUCAAACAGCCAUUCUUAGAAAGGAACACUUCAAGGAUGCUAAAUUACCCAAGAACUAGACUGAAAAUGAGCAGCAGCAGGGCAUUUGGGGUGAGACUCCAAACCUUGGGUCAAAAGUCAUACAUGCAUACAGGAGAGGGUAACAAAAGCCGUAUGUAAAACAUGGUGGAGGCUCUGUGGUGAUUUGGAGCUGCAUUUCAGCCAGUGGUGUAAGGGAUCUUGUGUGGGAUCAUCUUAUAAACCUUUUAAAACAUGGCUUCAGCGUAUAUGUAAAUAUGUAUAUACAUCUGUAUAUACAGAUGUAUAUACCAGUAUGGUACAUGUACUGUAUUGGUCCCAGUGUAGGUCAUAGUGUGAGUUGUCACUGUGUGCUAAAUUUGUAUUCAAACACUAACUGAAACGUGUGUGAGUCUUGGAAACAUUUAGCUGUUGAAAACCUUUUGUUUCUGUUUUUUGGUGAGUUCUGAACCUUUUUGUCCCACUUUGUUCCAGACUUCGAGUAUAACAUUAAAACUUGAUUUGUGUCAAAACUA
This is a messenger RNA of Pundamilia nyererei, 2463 nucleotides long. Its product is annotated as zinc finger protein OZF-like. The transcript has 4 exons. Gene Ontology annotation, biological process: regulation of transcription by RNA polymerase II. Lineage: Eukaryota; Metazoa; Chordata; Actinopteri; Cichliformes; Cichlidae. Gene Ontology annotation, molecular function: RNA polymerase II cis-regulatory region sequence-specific DNA binding; DNA-binding transcription factor activity, RNA polymerase II-specific. The record is from RefSeq and is a predicted model, not a curated record. Bases 106 to 1671 code for a protein of 521 amino acids.